Messenger RNA from Vicia villosa (hairy vetch), 732 nucleotides. Its product is annotated as dehydration-responsive element-binding protein 1A-like. The record is from RefSeq and is a predicted model, not a curated record. The transcript is spliced from 2 exons. NCBI's taxonomy places the organism in Eukaryota, Viridiplantae, Streptophyta, Magnoliopsida, Fabales, Fabaceae. Gene Ontology annotation, molecular function: DNA binding; DNA-binding transcription factor activity. Gene Ontology annotation, biological process: regulation of DNA-templated transcription. Bases 1 to 732 code for a protein of 243 amino acids.
AUGGAUAUGUUUCCAAGUAACAGCUCUUCGUCUUCUUCUAUGUCAUUGCAGAAUUCAGAAGGCUAUCAAUGGAUCCCUAUUUCAGACGAGGAGGUUCGGUUAGCUGCGACCACCCCGAAGAAGCGUGCAGGGAGGAAGAAGUUCAAGGAGACUCGCCAUCCGGUGUAUAGGGGUGUGAGGAGAAGAAACAAUAAUAAAUGGGUGUGUGAAAUGAGGGAGCCUAACAAGAAGACUAAAAUUUGGUUAGGCACUUUUCCAACGGUCGAGAUGGCUGCCCGAGCGCACGAUGUUGCUGCACUGGCAUUAAGGGGCCGAUACGCCUGUCUCAAUUUUGCAGACUCAACUUGGCGGCUCCCAAAACCAGCUACUACUCAAGCAAAAGAUAUACAAAAGGCAGCUAUAGAAGCCGCCGAGGCUUUCAGACUAGAUCAAACUUUGCCGACUAAUAAUGUUGACGAGACUUUAAUGGUUAAUGACGUCAUUGACACGGUGGUAGCUGCGGCCACUCCAGAAGAGCAAAAUUUGUUUUCUAUGGAAGCGGAAGAAGAGAGAGUAGAACAGAAUUUGUUUUCAAUGGAAGUGGAAGAAGAGAGAGAAAUGAUGAACACGCCAGAGAUGUGGAGGAAUAUGGCAAUAAUGUCUCCAACACAUGAUUUCGGGUAUCAAGGUGAAUAUCAAUAUAUUGAUGUACAAGACUAUCAAGAUCAAGAGGUGUCACUAUGGAGCUUUUAG